CCUCUGCUGCACACCUGCCGUAGUGCGUCAUGGCGUAAGCAGCAACUCCUCCAUACGCAUCUUCAGCAUGGUGAAGUUACUCCAGGACUGGCUGCUCACGCUAAGCUUUCAAAACUGGAGCAUUGUUUCAAGAUAAACAACAGUGUUCAAUUGUAAACGCAGAAGAAACGCUGAGCAGUGAUCUCUGAAGCUGGGCUUCGCUCUGCGUUUCCACUGCUGAGAAAUUUAACAGCCGUAUCGUCAAUCAACAGCUGCCAUGACCCAAGAGACACAUUUCCAUCGACAACACUGGAGUGAGAUCCCUGCUGACACUUUCGAGAGUAGCCCGUUCAGCAUCGAUACACCAUAUGGGUACCAGCUUGACUUAGACUUUGUUAAAUACGUGGAUGAUAUUGAGCGAAGUGACACCAUUCGCCGACUGCAUUUUAACAAGCGGCCGGGGGUGGCAAAUGCUGCCUCUGAGCCGCAACGCAUCAUAAACCCCACAAACUGGACUUCGUCAGAGUCUUUGUCCUCGGUGAGCAGUGAUGAAGCCAAGAAAACCUCUCCCUCUUCAUCCUCUUCCUCUUCUUCUGUCAACAAAAGAAGACCGCCACUUCCCCAUUCCAAACCUAAAUUUUCCAGCCAAAGACCAGACGUCCCUCAAGACCUAGUUACCUCUCAGCGGGAUAAACAUGGGACGCCUACCCCAGCCACACAACACCCUACCCCAACCAAAUCAAAUCCUCUAGUAGAAAAGACUCUGAUGGAAACAUGCAAGCGUUUGGAACACGAGAAAGGCUCAUCGCAGCAAGAACCUCCAGAACCACAGCCGCGCCGUAGACUGGCCAGUUUUGGUGGUCUUGGCUCUACCGGUACACUGUCUCCAUACACAAGCUGGAGUGCCCUAAAUCAAGGUGCUAAGAUGACAGUCCUAGACCAGCCCAGGCAAGGUACCUUGUUAUUGGGGAGCGGCCUAAAAAUCAGCCCCUCAAGCUCAGGCCGGGCAUCUCCAGUGAGCGGUGUGAGCCCACUCCACCUGCAGAUGGUCAGGGAUCAGAUGGCAGCUGCUUUACGAAGAUUAAAGGACCUGGAGGAGCAAGUGAAUGCCAUUCCUGUCCUACAGGUGAAGAUUGCUGUUUUGCAGGAAGAAAAGAGACAACUGACCGCCUUGGUCAAGAACCAAGAUGAAGCUCAAAAAUCUAGCUCUAGCAUUGACAAAGAUUUACAAGAAUUGAACAGCAAACCAGCGAUGGAGAGUUGGGAGCACAGUGCCAUCUCUGGUCUGACGGAUUUUCAACAGCUCAGUGUUGAAAUGCAACUGCUUGAAAGGAAGAUCCAAGACGCACGUCUUGAAUCCUCAGCUUUCAAGAUGAGGGAUCGAAAGUCUGUCGCAGUUGGCGAUGACAGGCCCAUCGAUGAAGUCAUUGUCAUUCAUCAACACAAAUUAAACUUCAGUAAGGAUGUUGCUGUCGAUGCCAAACUUGAGACUCAGUCAGUGGCUGUCGGCGUCACUGAGACUAUGCUUGGCAUGGAAUCCGACAAGGAAGCAGAAACUGAGUUGCAGCAGCAAACCAUCCAACAUUUAAGUGACCGGGUUCAGAUACUGGAAGCUGAGCUUAAAGAAGCAAUGCUCAAGGCAGAAAUGGGCAGGUUGAGGAGUGAACUGCGGGAAGCAGAAGCGAGAAACCGUGCUGACAAGAGUUCCUCCACACACCCGCAGGUAAACUGCGCUGCCACCCAGACUGAGUUGCAAACUCGCACUCUUGGGGUUGGAAACCACACCAACCUUGUGCAUUCUGCUGUUGGAGGAGGACUAGAGCAGAUUUCCAUUGGUGUUGGAGUUUCCUGCAAACCUGAGAUGAAGGUUGCAUCGUCUGGCCCAGAUACACCUAUGGAAGAGUGGGAAGUGCGCAAAAGAGUAGAGAAAAAAGAUCAGUGUGUCGGAAGCAAGAGUGUGGCAACACACAGUCAAGGUGUUGGGACGACAGUGUGUGUGUGUGAUGCUGCCACAAUUACCUCAGAGACAAUGGAGAACAAAAGGAGCGUUUCCUGCCAAACAGUGGGCUGUGGUGACUGCACGGUCGACGUGGAUGUCAGAUCUGUCAAAUCACUAAUUUCCCAAGGAACUGUCACUGACCCAGUUCGAAGUGUUGAUUUGGGUGUGAUGGCAAUCCCUCAGACCAUGUCUCAGCGUACCAGCACAGCCUUUUGCACCGUCUCGCGCAGCACCAGCACUUUGCAUGCCUGUAUCUCUGAAGCCAGCACCAACACAAAGCACACACUGACCAGGGAAAGACAUACCAACACAGCACAUGCAAUGACCCGAUCUCUGGCGGUUGGAGAUGGGAAGGUUUGCGACCGAGUGGCUGCUGUUCAGAUGCGCUCUGUUGGAACCACUGCAUGCUUAGAUAGAGACACAAGCACCCCUGUUGUUCCUAAUGUUAUGACACGUGAUGUGGGCGUUGGAAUGGCAAAUAUCAAUGAGAAUAUCCUCAUCGGACUCCAUACGCGGAACAUUGCAUGUGGUCCAUCCCGUCUGCCAGAUCCGGUUAAGACACGUAGCGUUGGAGUAGAAGUGGGAGACGGGAGAAUACGCGACUCAGAGGGCCAAAUGUUUGUGCAGACUGAGCCUGGACUUGACCAUUAUAUAGGUCGCAUGCAAAAAUUACUUCAAGAACAACAGGACCUAUUAACUGACAGUCACCCUGGGGCAAAACAUGAGGUCAUUCUACAGUCCCCUGGUGUUUUAAAUAAACAAGUUGGAGGCAUUGCACAAAACCAGACAUCAAAUGAAACUUCAAAAGUUCAAGAAAAGAAUCAAAUGGAGUUGCAGAUGUCUGCUGCUCUUCAUGGCUCACCCAGUGAUGAUCGUUGUCUCAGGUCCAUCAUGAAAAGGAGAAGCACUACUCUGAAGUCCAUGGAUAGUAUGAACCCUAAGCCUCCCUCACAUGGAGGUACUGUGGACCCCCUGUCUGAGGGUGGUGAUUCUGAGGAUGAAGAGCAUAAAAAAAGAGAAAAGAGGGAGAAAGAUGGGAGUUCCAAAGAUAAAGGGAAGAUUCCCAAGAGAAAAGAAAGGUAUAAAUUUAGUGAGAAGAUGCUUUCUGCCUGCCAAACUCUGGAGGUUCACCUCAGUGGCAGCAAGGUUAUAUCCAACAGAGAACUGCGUUCCUGUCUGAGCACAGUGCAGCAGGAGUGGUUCUGUGUGUCCAGUCAGAAGAGGGCAUGCCCACAGAUCGUGGAGGACUUCCUCUCCGCUUGCCGCCAUGUCUCGCCUGAUGUCCUGUGCUAUGUGGCCAACAUGGCUGACCAAAAUGGCAACACAGCCCUCCACUACAGUGUGUCACACUCUAAUUUCAGCAUAGUAAAGAUUCUGCUUGCUGCAGGAGUAUGUAAUGUUGAUCAUCAGAAUAAGGCUGGUUAUACUCCCAUAAUGCUUGCCUCCCUGGCUGCCGUGGAAACAAAAGAUGACAUGAUGGUGGUGCAAGAACUCUUCAGCAGAGGAGAUGUUAAUGCCAAGGCCAGCCAGGCUGGUCAGACAGCUCUCAUGCUAGCAGUCAGUCAUGGGCGUAUAGAUAUGGUCAGGGCUCUGCUGGCUGCUGGGGCAGAGGUCAACAUCCAGGAUGAUGAGGGGUCAACUGCUCUAAUGUGUGCUGGUGAACACGGCCAUGCUGACAUUGUCAAACUCUUACUGGCCCAGCCAGGCUGUGAUGCCACACUGACUGACAAUGAUGAGAGCACUGCUCUGUCCAUUGCUCUGGAGGCUGGGCACAAAGAUAUCGCUAUGCUUCUCUAUGCCCAUGUCAACUACUCAAAGGGCCAACCUAGGUUUCUUUUUGUGUGUGUGUGUGUGUGAAUGCUCAUCCACAGGGUUCCCCUCGAAGCAAGACUCCACCUGUUGCACGCAUAAGCUCUUCUGAUUGAUAUGACAUUUUCCCAUGCUCUCUUCAUCCAUUCAGACAUCUCCUCUGAACGACCUGUUCAAUCAUAUGACUGAGAUGAAUGCGACAGGUUGUUUUCCAACAGGUGUAAUAUUAAAGAGAGCAGUAUUUUCAAAAGUGCAGUGCACUGUUGGUAUUACAAGCUGCAUCAUUUAUUCUCUUCUUUACUGACAGUUAUGUUUUCCAGAUAUACAAAUACCAGUUAUGCAGACUGACAGUAAUAAAGACCUACUAUAAUAGGAAACUGCAUGUCAAAACAGUUUUAUAUAUUCAUUUUAGGUGAUAUAUAAAUUUAUAUGCAUUUUAGGAUUAUAUAAAUUUUUUCAAAUUUUAAAAGCUUGAAUUAGUUUCUUGUAAUAUAUAUUUUACCAAGUAGGCUAUACACUCUUCAUUUCCAAAAUCUGAAAUCUAGAUUUUAAGAACUCUUAAUAAAAGUGAAUAAAAUGUAAAUGUCAUGUUCAUAUAUAAGUAAAUAAAU
This is a messenger RNA of Onychostoma macrolepis, 4398 nucleotides long. RefSeq names its product KN motif and ankyrin repeat domains 1b (gene kank1b). The transcript has 12 exons. The coding region runs from base 257 to 3835 and encodes 1192 amino acids. Gene Ontology annotation, biological process: negative regulation of actin filament polymerization. Gene Ontology annotation, cellular component: cytoplasm; cytoskeleton. Gene Ontology annotation, molecular function: protein binding. The record is from RefSeq and is a predicted model, not a curated record. NCBI's taxonomy places the organism in Eukaryota, Metazoa, Chordata, Actinopteri, Cypriniformes, Cyprinidae.